UCUAAGUAUUGUAAGUAUUGAAUGCAUUGAAUGUGUGUUGAGUUGUGAGUCAGCUAUGGAUGUAUUGAAUUGAAAGCAAUUGAAUGACUGCUCACUGUUUGACAUCAACUCAAGUCUUAAUAGUUUUGAGAUACGACUCAUUUUGACCAUUGAUUUGAACAUUGAUUUACCGUUGAUUUAACCAUUGAUUUAACCAUUGAUUUGAACAUUAAUGUUGCCAUCAAUUGGUACCAACACUAUAGUGACAAUUGGACACAAUCUGCACAUAACAGUCAUCAUCUCAUUUAUGAUCCAAUUGUAUCAUUCAUUUGUAUAUAUCAUAUGUGUAUAUCAUUAAUAUAAUUGAAAUCCUAUUGAUUGACAAAACUGACUGCCAUUGAGAUGAUGUCCAUCGCAGCACUGAUUCAGGCAGCAGAGUAUUUGGAUCGUCGAGAAAGAGAAGCAGAACACGGAUAUGCGUCCACUCUUCCCAUUACACAUGAUCUCAGUCUGACUCGUCGUAGGACUAAAUCGAAGAAAUCUCAGGGAAACAGAACAACUCACAAUGAAUUGGAAAAAAAUAGACGGGCACAUUUACGUAAUUGUUUGGAAAAGUUGAAGGAAAUGGUACCCCUGGGCCCAGAAUCCAGUCGCCACACAACUCUUGGUUUGCUUACUAAAGCCAAGUCUUUCAUUAGAAAUUUAGAGGAAAAGGAUCGCAAACACCAAACAACUAAAGAGCAACUGAUGAGAGAGCAGAGGUAUCUAAGGAGACGUUUAGAUCAGUUACAAGAAAUGGAUUUCAAAGAAUCACUUCACAAAAGAAGAAGUAUUAGUGAAUGCAGUUCUGGAAUGUCCAGCAUUUCAUCAAACUCUGAGCCCGAAACUAAUGAAACCCUCGACUCAUACGAAACUACAGAAAGUGCUCGACUGUUGCAUUCGUUCGCACUCUUUAAGGUGAAGGUCGACCACAACGAGCACAAGGGAUGGCCGGUUAUAGAGAGGGGCCAAACAAAGAACUUUUCGCUUAAUCGUUAAAUAUAUUACUAAACGUCACUUCCAGACCCAUGCACUUCGUCCGCGCUUUUAGUGUCACUACUCUUAAAAUAUAAUAUAUAAAUAUAUAUACAAAGAAGCCAUAUAUAUAAUAUAUAUAAA
Oppia nitens is the source of this 1137-nucleotide messenger RNA. Its product is annotated as max dimerization protein 1-like. The transcript is spliced from 8 exons. NCBI's taxonomy places the organism in Eukaryota, Metazoa, Arthropoda, Arachnida, Sarcoptiformes, Oppiidae. Gene Ontology annotation, molecular function: protein dimerization activity; RNA polymerase II cis-regulatory region sequence-specific DNA binding; DNA-binding transcription factor activity, RNA polymerase II-specific. Gene Ontology annotation, biological process: regulation of transcription by RNA polymerase II. Bases 382 to 1017 code for a protein of 211 amino acids. The record is from RefSeq and is a predicted model, not a curated record.